ACAAAGGCUUUGUCCAGUUCUUUCUUCUGCAGUCUAUUUUUGAAUGUAGCUGUAACACAGUGUGGCCUUAGAUUUUGCUUAAUUUUGAUUAAACCACAACACGAACGAUGAGUUCAGUCGAGGGUCUUCGAGAGUUUAUCACAGAGAGACUUACUGCUGCUGCUGAAGACAUUUUUGUUGUUUUUAGAAGAACUAUUGUCGAGUACGAGGAGGAGAUCCAUCGUCAGUACAGUCUGCUGGAUAUCGCCUGGAAACCUCACAUCUACCUGCACAGAAUAGAUGUACCGCAGCAGCAUGUGCUGAUGGAGGAAGAGGAAGUUGUGGAUGAGAAGCAGCUCUGUGACCAGGAGAGGAACUCCAGCGUGGACCAAGAGGAGCCAGAGCCUCCACAGAUCAAAGAGGAACAGGAGGAAGAGCAGGUCACAGCAAGGCAGGAGACAGACAUGUUCAUGUUGACUAACCUUAGUGAAGGACUACAAAAUGAACAGCUUUCUAAUGGCUCUCAUGUUGCUGAGAAUCAAAAUCCCUCUGGAAAUGAACAUGAAGACUCAGAAACAUCUAGAAAAUCAGAACCAAAAGAAAAGAAAAAGCUCAUUUGUAACUACCAGGAAGAAUGUGAUGCAUGUGGUCAAGAUCAUAAGAAUAACCCUCUGUGUGUCCACUCUGGUGGGAAGAUAUAUUCAUGCAAGCCUUGCGGGAAAAAGUUCAGCUCCAAGAGGAACCCGAACAAACAUUCAAAAACCCACACAGAUGAGAUGCCAUAUUCAUGUAAGAUAUGUGGGAAAGAAUUCAUUUUUGUUAGUAGUCUGAAAAGCCACAUGAGUACACACACAGGUGAGAGCAGCACCUGUGGAAGAAAAUUCACCCACAUGUCAAAAUUAAUAGUUCAUAAUAGAAUUCACACAGGUGAGAAGCUGUUUACCUGUGAAACAUGUGGCAAGUCUUUUGGAACAAAUGAAAAAUUGAAAAUCCAUAUAAGAACACACACAGGUGAGAAGCCGUUUACCUGUGAAACAUGUGGCAAGUCUUUCGGAACAAACCAGAACUUGAAAACCCAUAUGAGAACACACACAGGUGAGAGGCCGUAUUCCUGCAGCAUCUGUGGAAAAACAUUCCCCAGGAAAUUAGCUUUAAAAACUCAUAAGAUAAUUCACACAGGUGAGAAGCCGUACUCCUGCAGCACCUGUGGAGGGAAAUUCACUCAUAUGUCAAGCUUAGUAGUUCAUAAAAGAAUUCACACAGGUGAGAAGCCGUUUACCUGUGAAACAUGUGGCAAGUCUUUCAGAACGAACGCGAUCUUGAAAAUCCAUAGAAGAGGACACACAGGUGAGAAACCAUUUACCUGCAGCAUCUGUGGAAAAACAUUCCCCACAAAGUCAGGUUUAAAAAUACAUUACAUAAUUCACACAGGUGAGAAGCCGUUCAGCUGUGAAACAUGUGGCAAGUCUUUCGGAAGGAAGAGUAAUUUAAAGGUCCACAUGAGAAUUCACACAAAUGAGAGGCCGUACUCCUGCAGCAACUGUGGAAAAACAUUCCCCAGGAAAUUAGCUUUAAAAACUCAUAAGAUAAUUCACACAGGUGAGAAGCCGUACUCCUGCAGCACCUGUGGAGGGAAAUUCACUCAUAUGUCAAGCUUAGUAGUUCAUAAAAGAAUUCACACAGGUGAGAAGCCGUUUACCUGUGAAACAUGUGGCAAGUCUUUCAGAACGAACGCGAUCUUGAAAAUCCAUAGAAGAGGACACACAGGUGAGAAACCAUUUACCUGCAGCAUCUGUGGAAAAACAUUCCCCACAAAGUCAGGUUUAAAAAUACAUUACAUAAUUCACACAGGUGAGAAGCCGUUUAGCUGUGAAACAUGUGGCAAGUCUUUCGGAAGGAAGAGUAAUUUAAAGGUCCACAUGAGAAUUCACACAAAUGAGAGGCCGUACUCCUGCGGCAUCUGUGGCCGAGGAUUCACCCAUAUAUCAGAACUGAAAGUUCAUAAUAAAGUUCACACAGGUGAGAGGCCAUUUACCUGUGAAACAUGUGGCAAGUCUUUUAGAAGAAACCAGAAAUUGAAUAUCCAUAUCAGAACACAUACAGGUGAAAAGCCGUUUACCUGCGUUACAUGUGGCAAGUCUUUCAGAACAGACACAGAACUGACUGUCCAUAUAAGAAAACACACAGGUGAGAAACCGUUUACCUGUGUAACAUGUGGCAAGUCUUUCAGAACAAACCAGAGCAUGAAAUUACAUAUAAGAACACACACAGGGGAGAAGCCAUUUCCCUGUGAAACAUGUGACAAGUCUUUCAGAACGAACACUCAGUUAAAGUACCACAUGAGAAUUCACUCAAACGAGAGGCCCUUCUCCUGCAGCAUCUGUGGCCGAGGAUUCACUCAGAUGUCAGAAUUGAAAUCUCAUAAUAAAGUUCACACAGGUGAGAAGCCGUUUACCUGUGAAACAUGUGGCAAGUCUUUCAAAACAAAACAGGGCAUGAAAUUACAUAUAACAACACACACAGGUGAGAAGCCGUUUACCUGUGAAACAUGUGGCAAGUCUUUCGGAAUAAACCAGAACUUGAAAACCCAUAUAAAAACACACACAGAUGACAAGCCGUUUAUCUGUGUAACAUGUGGCAAGUCUUUCAAAACAGACACAGAACUGAAUAUCCAUAUAAAAAGGCACACAGGUGAGAAGCCUUUUACCUGUGAAACAUGUGGCAAGUCUUACGCAUCAAACCAGAACUUGCAAAUCCAUAUAAGAACACACACAGGGGAGAAGCCGUUUACCUGUGAAACAUGUGGCAAGUCUUUCAGAUCAAAGCAGAACUUGAAAAUCCAUAUAAGAACACACACAGGUGAAAAGCCGUUUACCUGUGUAACAUGUGGAAAGUCUUUCAGAACAGACAUGGAUAUGAAAAUCCAUAAAAGAACACACACAGGUGAGAAGCCGUUUACCUGUGAAACAUGUGGCAAGUCUUACACAUCAAACCAGAACUUGAAAUUCCAUAUAAAAACACACACAGGGGAGAAGCUGUUUACCUGUGAAACAUGUGGCAAGUCUUACGUAUCAAACCAGAACUUGAAAAUCCAUAUAAGAACACAUACGUGUGAGAAGCCGUUUACCUGUAAAACAUGUGGCAAGUCUUACAGAACAAAUGCAAAAUUGAAAAUCCAUAUAAGAACACACACAGGUGAGAAGCCAUACACCUGUGUAACAUGUGGGACAUCUUUCAGACAGAAACCACAUUUAGAAAAACACUCAAAGGUUCACAGUCGCUGAAGAAGCUAUGAAACAUGUUGCAGGUCUUUUGGAUAAUCAUACCUUUAUGCUUGUUUAAAUGUGAUGAGCUCACAAAGAUGAGAAACUGUAAUUUUGUUAGAUCUGCAGUAGAGGAUUCUUAGUAUUGUUGAUAAUUUUGUUCAAGUGAUCACAGCAUUUUUUUCA
Cheilinus undulatus (humphead wrasse) is the source of this 3428-nucleotide messenger RNA. Its product is annotated as zinc finger protein 721-like. Bases 108 to 3263 code for a protein of 1051 amino acids. Gene Ontology annotation, biological process: regulation of DNA-templated transcription. NCBI's taxonomy places the organism in Eukaryota, Metazoa, Chordata, Actinopteri, Labriformes, Labridae. Gene Ontology annotation, molecular function: RNA polymerase II cis-regulatory region sequence-specific DNA binding; DNA-binding transcription factor activity, RNA polymerase II-specific. The record is from RefSeq and is a predicted model, not a curated record. The transcript has 2 exons.